AUGAACAAAACUUCCCGAACGGACGAGCCCUUCGAAGGGGACGGGUAUAACCAAAGCCCAAACCCUCUCUCGAACGAUUUGACAACAAACGAAGGCCUCAAUGGUAUCGUCAAUUCCAGGGAGUUGAAGAGGGAAGAGCCGCGGUCCUUGCACGGUUCAACACAGGAAACUGACCGCGAUAAGAGUGGCAGCAUCCCUCCUGACAUCAAGGAUGGAGAUACCUCCGACUCGCUGGCUGAUCCGUUGUCGAUUAGCCAGCCCCCCCGGGGGGAACAAAAGACUCCUCCCUUCUAUACCACCACUGUUCUGCCCAGCGAUGGUUCGGCCGGCUGUCGUGGCCAAGACCGUGGUGGCUGUACCCCGAUUGAGCGCUUUAAGAACGUACUGCUCAAGUUUUGCUCAUUCAUUGGGCCGGGUUUCAUGGUAUCAGUUGCAUACAUUGACCCUGGUAACUAUGCGACUGGGAUUGCAGCUGGGGCCUCUUACCGUUUCAGGUUGCUGUUUGUCAUUCUCAUGGCGAAUCUAUUUGCUACAUUGCUCCAGUCCAUUUCAGUUAAACUUGGAACUGUGAGUGGCCUUAAUCUGGCGGAGGCAUGUCGAGCUUUUCUUCCGCGAUGGCUCAAUUUCCUGUUAUAUGUCCUUGCUGAGGUGGCUAUCAUCGCCACGGACAUUGCUGAGGUGAUUGGAUUUGCCAUUGGCCUCAAUCUUCUUAUCCCAAAGAUGCCAUUGGUUGCCGGAUGCGCAAUCUCAAUCUUCGAUGUCAUGAUCAUCCUCUUCUUUUACCGCCCGGACGGAUCCAUGAAGGCGUUGCGAGCUUUUGAGAUCGUUAUUAUCUGCUUAGUUCUUGGUGUCGUGAUUUGCUUUUGCAUCCAGCUUUCGCUCAUCAAAAGCACUGGCGUGGGCGAAGUUCUUAGCGGAUAUCUGCCGUCAAAGGAGCUAGUUGAAGGACAAGCGAUCUACCAAGCAUGCAGUAUUCUAGGGGCAACUGUCAUGCCACACAGCCUUUACCUAGGAUCGGGUUUGGUUCAGCCUCGCCUGCGAGAGUAUGAUGCGAAAAGCAAACUUCUACCUGACGAAUUGCUGUCGGCACUCUCGUCUAUCAAUGGCAACGUGGAUAAGAUGCAUUACAUCCCGUCUAUCCGCGCUAUUCAACACUCUCUCAAAGUCUCCAUCGCUGAGCUGACCAUCUCCCUGUUCUCAUUUGCGCUCUUUGUCAACUCAGCCAUUCUUAUCGUUGCAGGUGCAUCCUUAUAUAAUAAUAAGGAUGCCCGCGAAGCGGAUAUUUUUAGUAUCCAUGCCCUCCUCUCAAAAUCCAUUUCCCCUGCCGUAGGCACGAUCUUUGCCCUAGCAUUGCUUCUUUCGGGAAUUUCUGCCGGAGUCGUUUGUACCAUCGCAGGACAGAUGGUGAGCGAGGGUGCGCUGAAUUGGAAGAUUCGUCCAUGGUUACGCCGUCUCGUAACGCGAAGUAUUAGCAUUAUCCCGAGCAUCAUCAUUGCCGGGGCUGUCGGGCGACAAGGGCUCAAUGCAGCAUUGAAUGCAUCCCAAGUCGUCUUAAGCGUGGUUCUACCUUUCAUCACAGCGCCACUCAUCUACUUUACCUGCCUCAACAAGUACAUGACUGUCCAACCAGGUGGUGCGCGUUGCCUUGCACCCAACGAGGGUAAAUUCCGACAUGGCCAGUCAGCCUUUGCAGUGGCAAGCUCCGAGAGACAUAGUAGCAUUAAGAUGGCCAAUUCGUGGUACAUAGCUCUAAUUGCUGGUCUUCUGCAAAACCGCUGGGAUAAACCCCCUCGCUCCGUUACUCAGCCAUACAUCCUCACCAGCCACAAGCGAAUCGAUGUGGACGACCCCCUCUAA
Messenger RNA from Arthroderma uncinatum, 1857 nucleotides. RefSeq lists its product as uncharacterized. The transcript is spliced from 5 exons. Gene Ontology annotation, cellular component: membrane. Bases 1 to 1857 code for a protein of 618 amino acids. Gene Ontology annotation, biological process: iron ion transport; intracellular manganese ion homeostasis. Lineage: Eukaryota; Fungi; Ascomycota; Eurotiomycetes; Onygenales; Arthrodermataceae. Gene Ontology annotation, molecular function: manganese ion transmembrane transporter activity; cadmium ion transmembrane transporter activity. The record is from RefSeq and is a predicted model, not a curated record.